AUGGAGAGCAAAGGCCCAUGGUUUCGUGCUCAACCACAAUCAAGCCAUUUCCCGCUGACGCAACUGGAGCGCCAGUCAGCAUUGGAGGCGCACAUCGUCUACUACUCUGUGAUUAGCUUCUGGCAUGUCACAGGCCGAUGUCUUGGUCAAAGUCUCCGGCUGGUCCAUGAACCCUGUUAA
This is a messenger RNA of Penicillium subrubescens, 180 nucleotides long. RefSeq lists its product as uncharacterized. The transcript has a single exon. The coding region runs from base 1 to 180 and encodes 59 amino acids. The record is from RefSeq and is a predicted model, not a curated record. Lineage: Eukaryota; Fungi; Ascomycota; Eurotiomycetes; Eurotiales; Aspergillaceae.